Molecule: messenger RNA, 2940 nt
Organism: Maudiozyma barnettii
Lineage: Eukaryota; Fungi; Ascomycota; Saccharomycetes; Saccharomycetales; Saccharomycetaceae
Gene: RTT107
Product: Rtt107p
Exons: 1
Coding region: 1-2940 (979 amino acids)
Biological process (GO): DNA double-strand break attachment to nuclear envelope; double-strand break repair
Cellular component (GO): Cul8-RING ubiquitin ligase complex; nucleus
Source: RefSeq, a predicted model, not a curated record
AUGGCUGGUAUUUUUGAUGAGCUGAAUUUUCUGAUUAUCAGUAGUGGAAAGUUAUAUUCUGCCGCUGCCGAGUCAUCGAUCCAACAGUUGAGAGAAAAUGGUGCUAAAAAUGUUUAUCUUCACGAUAUUAAUAUUAAUAUCAAAACAAAUAAUGCUAGGGAUUGGUUUGUAAGGGAAUAUGGAACUAAAAAUAUACAUUUCAUUAUUAGUGAAACGGAGAAUUUUUCAUUUUACCAUGUAGCCGCGUUUGACUUUUUAAUUCCAGUAGUGACAACAGGAUGGUUAUCACUGUCCAUUAAGAAUAAGAGACAUAUCAAAACUAAUCUAUAUUCACCAGAUCGUAGGCAUGUUUUGAAAGAUGCUCAAGUAUUUAUCUCUCAGGAAUGUUGUAGAGGUCCCGCUGAACGUCUUUUCUAUUCAGAGUUGGUCCAGGUAUUGGGUGGUACUUAUGUAGAGUCUAUUAGCACUAGGACUACACAUGUAAUUGCUAACGAUUCUGAAGAUAAAUUUGUCUCUGUUGUUGUCCAGAAAUUACCUGCUUCUUCUACUAUGGCGUUUGUAUAUCCAACAUGGCUAAUUGAAUGUUUUAAAAAACUUAAAAACGUUCCAUGUGAUGAACACAGAAUAGAUAUGGAAGAUAUUUUGACCAAUCAAGAUAAAAUUUCCGAUGUUUGGGAUCGUGUUAGUGCGAUGACUUUUGAGGAUCUUAAUAAGAAUAAGACCUUUUUAAAAAAUAAGAAAUUCUUAAUUGGAAUGGAUCUAUCGAUGUCAUCAAAUGCAUAUGUGAUUGUACAACAAAUUAUAGAAAAUUAUGGUGGCGAAAUAUAUCAUCAAUUAAAUGAUUCGGAUGUCUUACAUCAUUCUUAUUCCUUUGAUUGUUUUCUUGGAUAUACCACCAAGUCAAAAGAAUAUGAUUUAUUAACGUCAUCUAGUGCAUCUCAUAAGAUUAUAGGGAAAUAUGUUGGUAAUUUGAUAUGGUUAUUCACUAUGUGGUCGCAAAAUGAGUUUAUUCCAAGUAAUUAUAAGACUGGGAAAAUAAUAUUUGCCCCUUUCCCAUCAAAAGUAUUCAAUAAGAAUUCUUGUAUAAUGACAUUUACAAAUUAUUUUGGUCAACAACGAACGUAUAUUCAAAGGUUAGUCAAUUUAUUAGGUGGUAUAAGUACUACACAACUUUCGAACAAAAACACACAUUUGAUCUCACAACUUCCCAUGGGUAAAAAAUUUAUUACAGCUAAGAAAUGGGGUCAUUGUAUAGUGGUAAAUCAUCUAUGGUUGGAGGAAUGUUAUAAACAGAAUUCCAAUGUUGAUCCAAAUAAAGGAGAAUUUCAUGAAUAUGAUAAGAUUAAAAAUGACAUUUUGUUAAAUCUAGGACAGAUGACAUUUUCAGAGUCGAGCAAUACUGAAAUUGAUGAUGAAUCUUUUUUGCAGACGCAAGAACCACCAGAGGAGCUACGUCCUAAUAAAAAAGAAACUGAACAUUUAAAGGAAUUAUCAGGGUCUAGUACUAAAUUUGAAAUAGAGAAAGAUAACAAUAAACCUCCACAAAAGGGAUCAGGAACCAAACUAACAAAAAAUGAUACAAUGAAUUCCACAAAUGAAACAUUUUUUGAGGCUAGUGAUAUAAUUGACACUUCAUUAAUUGGGAAACGAACUCUUGAUGCGUCGAAUAUUAAACAAAAGGAGAAGGCUCUUAAAUACAGCAAAGCAGUUGAUCUAUUUAAGGAGCUUUCUUCUGAUGAAGAUAAAAAAAAUGAUAAAAGUUCAAAAAUCUCAAGUCAAGGUAGUACCACUAUGGCUUUUGAUCGCAGUAAACAAAAUGAUUUGCACAAUAAAGUGACAACCUUAUCCAAGACGAUUAGUGUAUUAGGUGCAUCACGCCAGUCAUCUAAUUUGUCGCCUAUUUUACAAAGGGAGUCGUCUGAAUUGAUGGGCAGUGGGGGCAGCAGACGAGCAGCUGCUGCACAAGCAGCUAAGCGUUUGCAUAGUGAUAUGGAAUCAUUAAAUGAAUAUCAAAAGCAUAAAAAGGGUAAAAAUGGGAAGGUGGCCAUGUUACCCCAAGAAAAGGCUAUGAUUAAAGAAAGAAAAGAGAUGACAAAUGAGGCUAAGGAUAGGCUCGAGAGAUGUGAUUAUUACAUUGAAGAUAAUGGAAAAACAGUCAGACGUCAUAUAUUCAAUAUAUAUGCUGUUGGUACAGGUUGUGACUUAAACCAUUUAUCGUUGUUAGAUGAGGUAAUUUUAAGUAUACUGGGUAUCUCAUUAUUCUCAGAUGAUUAUAGCGAUAAUGAAAAUUUAGUCAACUGUAUCGUUGCACCAAAAAGAUUAAGAACAUCUAAGUUUCUUAAAGCAUUAAGUUUCCCGAACCUUCGAUAUGCAGUAACGCCUGACUUUAUUUUCGGUCUAUUAAAGAAGGUUAAUGCAGAGUUACCAUUUGAUUGGGAUCAGUUCAUCGAUAUUGAUAAUUAUAUAGUACCAGAUAUUUCGAGAGAAUUACUAGACAGAGCAAAUAAACCAAAAAAGAUGUUCGAAAGAGCGGGACUCUAUAGUAUUAAUAUAGUUCGUGAUAUCUCAGGUGGUCCCGCAGUGAUAUCUUCAAUUUUGAAAGAGCACGGUAUUCAAAAUAUCAACAUUUUGGAUAAUAAUUCAAUUAAAAGUUUCCAAAACUUUGAGAUAAAUCACAAAGAUGAUUCUAAAAAUGGGAGCUUGAGAAAAGUUAAACUAGAAAACGGAACUUAUAUCAGGCCCCCAAAGUAUGUGUUGGUUGCUUCAAAACCUUCACAAAUGAAAAAAUUUAGAGAUUCAGUUAUGGAGGCUGACCCACAACAUUCCGAAGAAGGUAUAUUGGUGGUUAAUUGGGAUUGGUGUGUAGAUAGUAUCUUCAAGUUAGAUAUAGAUUAUAAACGUAAUAAAAACGUUUUGUUCUAUUCACUUCCGAGGGAUUGA